UCAGAUUAAUGGAGCAAAGAUUGGCGGUGUAGAAAACUAGAAUUACAGGCAGUGAAGUUAGAAGAACCACAGCGUUGAAAGCUCCACGUUGACUCUCUGUUUCUCUCUCUCUCAAUAAAACUCCCAGUUAAAGUCUGAAUCUAGCAAGUCAAUAGAACCUCGAAACCGAACAAAGGGUUUGACAUUUUCGGGCUUCAAAUUGCGUGAGCUUCACUUCGAUUGGUUUUUUUAGCAUAAAAAUCUGCUCAAAAAACCCACACCAAAGAUUUCCAUUUUUGUCCUUGGACUGCAAAAAAUUUUUGGUGGAUAAAGAGUGUUGCGCUGAGGAAGGGCGCUUAGGAUGACAGCUCCAAAAGCGGCUGAGAUGGCCAUUGGGUCCAUUGGAUGUGGGUAUGAUAUCGCAACGGGUCUUAGGCUGAAGUACUGUAAAGGGAAUUCAAAAGAUUCGUGUCUUAUUGAGAUUGAUGAAGAUAGAAUCCAUGAGAUUGUUUUGCCUGGUGGAAUUUCAAUACCCAACGUGUCCAAAUCAAUUAAAUGCUAUAAAGGGGAGCGCACACGAUUCAAGUCGGAUCUCCUCUCCUUCGGACAGAUGUCAGAGCAGUUCAACCAAGAAAUAUCUUUGACUGGAAAUAUACCUUCAGGCCUCUUCAAUUCCAUGUUUGAGUUCUCUGGUUGUUGGCAAAAAGAUGCUGCCAAUGCCAAGACGCUUGCUUUUGAUGGGGUGUUCAUCACCCUCUACUCAGUUGCACUGGAGAAAUCUCAGAUGGUGCUACGAGAUCAUGUCAAGAAAGCAGUCCCAUCUUUUUGGGAACCUGCAGCAUUGGCAAGGUUUAUUGAGACUUAUGGCACCCAUAUUACUGUUGGUGUGAAGAUGGGAGGGAAGGAUGUUAUUUACAUGAAACAGCAGCAUUCCUCAAAUCUUCAACCUGCUGAAAUCCAGAAAAGAUUGAAGGAUGUGGCUGAUAAGAGGUUUUUAGAUGCCAAUGUACAUUCUAGCAUGGCAGCUGAGCAAGUUUUCCAGAGUGACAAGGAUAUUAUAAGCAUUUACAAAAGGAGAGGUGGAAGUGAUAAUAGAAACCUAUCUCAUAAUGACUGGUUACAAACAGUUCAGUCAGAGCCUGAUGUGAUCUCAAUGUCCUUUAUCCCAAUUGCUUCUCUAUUGAAUGGAGUCCCGGGUAGUGGAUUUCUGAGCCAUGUCAUAAAUCUGUAUUUGCGAUAUAAACCACCAAUUGAAGAACUCCACCAGUUUUUGGAGUUUCAGCUUCCAAGGCAGUGGGCACCAGUUUUUAGUGAACUUCCUCUUGGUCCACAACGAAAGCAACAAAGCACUGCAUCUUUGCAAUUCAGCUUCAUGGGGCCUAAGCUUUUUGUGAACACUACAACGGUUGAUGCGGGUAAAAGGCCAGUGACUGGCCUCCGACUUUAUCUACAAGGGAAUAGGAAAAACCGCUUAUCCAUCCACUUGCAGCACCUUUCCUCCCUCCCAAAAAUCUUCCAACUUGCAGAUGAUCCAAAUGGGAACUUCUGCCAAAAGUCUCAUGAUCAUAAAUACUACGAGAGAGUUUAUUGGAAGAACUACUCUCACGUAUGUGUUGCUCCUGUUGAGUCUGUGGGGGAUCUUUCCAUAGUAACUGGAGCCCAAUUGCAGGUUGAGAAUCAUGGUUCUAAAGAUAUUCUCUUCUUACGGCUACGCUUCUCAACUGUCUUGGGAGCUAUGGUUGCUAAGCAUCCAGAAUGGGAUGGAUCACCUGGGUUGGCACCCAAGGCAGGACUCUUAUCCAUAUUAAGCAGUUCUCUCGUCUCAGACAUAUCAUUUAAGGAGCCACCUCCAAGGCUAGCUGAUGUAAGUAUAAACUCUGCUAUUUAUCCUGGAGGCCCACCUGAGCCUGUACAAGGCCCCAAGCUUUUGAAAUUUGUUGAUACAACAGAGAUGACAAGAGGGCCGGAAGAAAUUCCUGGAUAUUGGGUCGUUUCUGGGGCAAGGUUAGUUGUUGAGCAGGGAAAGAUCUCUCUCCAGGUUAAGUAUUCUUUAUUGACUGUAAUAAUGCCUGAUGAAGAAGCAAUAGAGGAGCACUAGCCGAUUUCUGUCACCACAUAUUUAGCUUUCCUGUUUCUCUUUGCCCAGCAUGGAAACAAAUAUAAGUAGGAAACAGUUGCUGAAGAUCAGAGAAUCCAACAAAAGAGAGAGAAAGGAGUAGGAAUGGUUUACACUGAGGGGAUAGGUUUGGGUGUGUUGGUGGUGGCUGGCUGGCUGGCUGUUUCAUUGUAUUCAUUACACAUUUUUUCUUGCAAUAUAAUUUCUUUUUUCUUUGUUUCUAAUAUGCAAUGAGCUUUUUGGUUAUAAGGUAUCCCCUGCUCUGUUUGAUGCUCUAUUUGCAAGGGCUUGUUUUCUUUGUAUGUAAUAUGCUUUUCAUAUGAUAGCUGUAUACACAACAAAUAGCUGUAUGCUUUACAUUGAUUAACUCAGCUCUUCAAAACAUAAUCAGGUUACAUCAACA
Theobroma cacao (cacao) is the source of this 2498-nucleotide messenger RNA. Its product is annotated as MACPF domain-containing protein At4g24290-like. Gene Ontology annotation, cellular component: plasma membrane. Gene Ontology annotation, biological process: regulation of salicylic acid mediated signaling pathway; plant-type hypersensitive response. NCBI's taxonomy places the organism in Eukaryota, Viridiplantae, Streptophyta, Magnoliopsida, Malvales, Malvaceae. The record is from RefSeq and is a predicted model, not a curated record.